CACCGCGCGCUUUUCGCCGGGAAGGCCAAGCGCGUGCGCGGUGGCGCCGGCCAGACCCCUCGGCGUGCUCGAGGCGGCGUGUGUGAGAAGGGGGAGCGCAAAGUGCGUGAGCGAGGGAGACGGGGAGCGCGCUCGCGCCGUCUCUUUAAGCCGCUCACUCGGGAGCCUGGGCGCGUGUUGAGCGCGGCGCCUCGCCUGGCGCGCCGCUCCGCUCUCCCUUCCCUCGCGUAGGGGAGCUUCCUCAGGCAGCUCCGGCUCCUUGCUCCGGCAGAGACCCUUCGCGGGGCGCGGCUCUCUAGCCUCUCCCUGCCCCCUCCCUCGCUUCAACAGGCGUCAUGGACCACGGCCCCAAAGAAGGGGACUCGGCCGGGGCAGCUGCCGGCGACGCCGCUCGAGGGGCUGCUGCCGCCGCUGCCUCCUCCUCCGGCGGCGUGGUGGUGCAAGUGCGGGAGAAGAAAGGACCCCUUCGCGCCGCCAUCCCUUACAUGCCUUUCCCGGUGGCCGUCAUCUGCUUGUUCCUCAACACCUUCGUGCCAGGGCUAGGGACGUUUGUGUCUGCCUUCACGGUGUUGUGUGGCGCUCGGACUGACCUCCCCGAUAGGCACAUCUGCUGUGUGUUCUGGUUGAACAUUGCAGCAGCUCUGAUUCAGAUCCUCACAGCGAUUGUGAUGGUUGGCUGGAUCAUGAGUAUAUUUUGGGGAAUGGACAUGGUCAUUCUUGCCAGUAAGUACAGGUACAACGAACAUAGGAUCCCUCAGCACUUGUGAUGCGGUUUGGCACCAACGAAGCACAAAGAUAACUUCGUUUUUGUCCUUCUUUUUCCUCUGUCCAGCGGAGCGGAGGUGCAGAGCAGCAGAGAGUGACCUUCACUGAUCACUUUGACAGCCAUCUCCACUGUGAAGGCGCUGCCCUGUGGAUUUUCGGACUAGCACAGCCAAUGCUCCGGCGUGACAGGCAAGCCAUUCCAAAAACGGGAGGGGAGCCAUUGGCUAGGCUGAGAUGUCGCCGAGGAGGAUGGCAAUGGAGCAAAACAUCAAAGGAAAGGGACCUGCUAGCUAGAGAUGUUACCAUUCUCUCCAUCUGCAGGUGGGGAACGCUUGGAAGCAUUUUGCCUCCUUUGUGACUUGCUGAGGAAACGGCUCUGGUGUGAAUAUCAAAGAAGCAAAUGAAAUAUUUAUAGAUACAUUUAUAGAUGUAAAAGCAAAAGUUGGAUGGGACAACCUGUUUCCCAAGAGACAACCCUUGACUAUUUCUUGGGUGCAGGAGGGUUCAAGCUGAGGCCUUUCUUGCUCUCUUGAGUGUGUGUGUAUGUAGUUUUUAAUGGUGCUCGUUGACAAUCAGUUUUCCUCAGCCAUCCUGAGAUUUUGCUUGCUGCUUUUGUACGUUCUAUGUCAUUGUUAAGGUGAUUCAGGCUCAGCUGUUUAUGCAUCCUGCCAUCUUCUGCCUGCUGAAUGCUGAAAACAAGUUUGGAUCUGUUGUCAGCCAGGACGGGAGAAGCUGGCUCUUGCCAAGAUCCAUCAUCACUCCUUGGUUUUAUGAGGGUGCUUUGUUCUGGGGUGGGAGUGGGAGGCACAGUUUCUCAGAUAUUCUAAUAACAAAUCUUUCAGUCUUGUUGUAUAGUAAGUGGAGAAAGAGCGAGUCUCCCCCUACCAGCUCCCUGAGAAGACACUGCCACUAAAUGUUACUGUACUCUGGAAACAUGUAUAUACAACAGAUUGCAUUCUGUAGCCCAUGUGCAGUAGAGCUGUGGCUUCUGUCUGUUUCCUAGCUUAUGUGCCCAACACUCCUAGGGUGCACACAGAUAGUCUUACAUAUAUUCUAAGCAUUAAUUGGGAGAAAGGAAUCAACUCUGCACCUCAACAUUCCAAGAUGAGAAAAGGAAGAAGAAGAGUUUGGAUUUGAUAUCCCGCUUUAUCACUACCCGAAGGAGUCUAAAAGCGGCUAACAUUCUCCUUUCCCUUCCUCCCCCACAACAAACACUCUGUGAGGUGAGUGGGGCUGAGAGACUUCAGGGAAGUGUGACUGGCCCAAGGUCACCCAGCAGCUGCAUGUGGAGGAGCGGAGACGCAAACCCAGUUCCCCAGAUUACGAGUCUACCGCUCUUAACCACUACACCACGCUGGCUCUCAAAAGGAAGUUAAAUUUACUGUCCUUAAAUCUGUGAACCAAUGCCAUCACUGUUUAGAGCUUCUUGGGCAUUGUUUGCCCUCAGUCACCUCUAGCCAGGGCUGAUCAAAACCCCUGAUCUCAGGUUCAGGCUCAUAAGGUGUAGAUCGAUUGCACUGGGGAGACCUGGGUUCAAAUCCUUAGCCAUGAAGCCCAUUGGGUGAAUUUGGGCCAGUUAAACUUUCUGCAGUCCAGUCUUUGUCACAGGGUUGUUGUGAACACAAGAUAGAGGCAAGGGCAGUGUAUGUGUGUGCAAACCAUGAGUGCCACCUGAGAUUUUGGAGGAAGGACAAGAAAAGCAUGUGAUUUGUUAAAUGGCUCCAUGUUUUUUCCUACGUGUUUUUCCAUUAUGAAAAUGAUUAAAUGAAAGGAUGUUCAUUUA
Podarcis raffonei (Aeolian wall lizard) is the source of this 2548-nucleotide messenger RNA. RefSeq names its product stum, mechanosensory transduction mediator homolog (gene STUM). The transcript is spliced from 3 exons. Bases 336 to 767 code for a protein of 143 amino acids. Lineage: Eukaryota; Metazoa; Chordata; Lepidosauria; Squamata; Lacertidae. The record is from RefSeq and is a predicted model, not a curated record.